AUGAGUGAGAAAAACUCGUCAAGUGGAGCGACUCCACCGCCCACCAAAUCAAAUGAGCCUCCACCCUCUGAUGAGGCCAAAAAGAACGCCGUUGAAGGGGCAAAAGAUCCUGCCGGCACUUCUCCCAAACAUCGAGCAGUGGGCUUCGAUGCAGUGGUCAAGGAGGAGCGAAUGAAGCGCGCGCUGAGUUUUGGGCCCAGUGCCGUGCGAGUGGCCAAACCGAGCAACAUUCUCAUCGACAUCUACGGCGUCAUCUGCUCGUGGCAGUUUGCGGCCACACUGAAGCAGUACGCCAACGCCCAUCUGGCCAGUCACGUGAAGGAGUGCUGGGAGGAGAGGACGAUGAAGCUGAUGAUGGCUCGAAUGCGCGAACAGGUGAUCGUCGACCGAUACGCCGGCGACCAGGUGCCCGCCAUUGCUCCGGAGAGUGCCCCACUCGAGGAGCAGAAGGAAACGGCGGCGGUCAGUGUGCAGUGGCAGGUGGAGCACCAGCACCCGACCACCAAGCAACUAAUCGACCGCAUGGUCACCGACCUGUGGCACAAGUCCUACGAGAACGGCCGCCUGAAGACGCACGCCUACCCGGACGUGCUGGAAGCCUUUCAGUACUGGCGCUUUGAGGAGUUCAUCAAGAUCUACACGUACGCCUCGGGGGACGCCAGCGGACAGCGCCUCUUUCUGCGCGCCUCAGAGGCGGGCGACUUGAACCGGUACGUGGCGAAUGCGCUGAACGCCUCCGGCGGCUUCAAGUUCAAGACGAACAUGUUUCGCCAGGUGGCCACCGCUCUGCGUGAGCCCAAUCUGAAGAAUCUGCUGUACAUCAGCGACUGUCCGAGGAAGGCGAGCCGCGCCAUCGAGGCAGGCAUCAGAGCGAUGGUCGUCAAUCGAGACCGCCAGUGCACGGGCAAGUACAGCCCCGAGCUGACCAAGGGUCUGGUGGUGGUGAACACCCUUGCCGAUAUUCAGUUCAUCUACGAUCCAAAGGGGACGUCCACCUGCUGCUAA
Molecule: messenger RNA, 1005 nt
Organism: Rhagoletis zephyria (snowberry fruit fly)
Lineage: Eukaryota; Metazoa; Arthropoda; Insecta; Diptera; Tephritidae
Source: RefSeq, a predicted model, not a curated record